Molecule: messenger RNA, 1410 nt
Organism: Pseudogymnoascus destructans
Lineage: Eukaryota; Fungi; Ascomycota; Leotiomycetes; Thelebolales; Thelebolaceae
Exons: 1
Coding region: 1-1410 (469 amino acids)
Biological process (GO): DNA repair
Cellular component (GO): nucleus
Molecular function (GO): catalytic activity; DNA binding
Source: RefSeq, a predicted model, not a curated record
AUGUACAUCAGUCGCAGAGAAUCCAGCCCCCCCGUCACGGGUGCUACUGAGGUGGGAAAGGGGCUAGGAGAAUCGGAAGUAAAGAAAGAAACUAGGAUUAUACCGAUGGCAUACAAGGAAGCCACAGUUGAUACCGAGGUUGAACCAGUUGAAGACCUGGGCGUCGAAACUGAUGGCGAAGCAAAGGUCUCGGCUUAUACCCUAAGCGUUCAAAGUGAGGCAGAUUCGGACGAGAGCAGGGAAGGCUCUGCCCUAGAUGAAUUUGAUCUCAGGGUAACCAGGUCCCAAUCACGGGAAAGGUCCUCUAUAGACGCAGCUCAAACUACGACAUCUACAAAGCAGCCAGCGUUUAAAUACGAGAUGGUUCGAAGCUCCACGCCACCACUAGGCGACUCCAGUGAUGAAGCAGACGAUAUGGAGAGUCCAAUCCGUCCAGAACUCGCCCACCCACGAAGAAACUCCGUCAUUCUCCCGCACCUCGCGCAAUCUCCAAACAAGUCACUCUUACAACCUCCAGAACCCGCUACCGCAGCUUCCCCAGUCAAAAAAGAAAAGGCAGCCACCAAAUCCCCCUACUUCUCACCAGCAGUAUCACCAAAGAAACCACCCCGCUCCCCUGGCGGUGUAGUCUCGUGCAUCCCAUUUCCACCUCUCUCCUCGCCUUCAUUCGGCCUCCUCCAGGAAAAACUAUGCCAUGACCCGCUCCGUCUCCUCAUCGGCGUCACAUUCCUCAUCCGGACGUAUGGAAAAUCGUCGAUUCCCAUUUACUACAAGCUCAUGGAGCUAUUUCCUACCGCCACCGACCUCGCAAACGCAGACAAGGGCGUCAUCGUGGAGUUGACUCGUCAUCUGGGCUUGCAAUCCGUGCGAGCAGAUACAUAUAUCCGCUACGCUAAGACCUUCUUGGAUGAUCUGCCGGUGAAGGGGAAGAGAUACCGCGUUGAAAACUACCCUACAAAAAAUACCCACGCAACUAUCAAGAAAGGCGAAAUCCUCUCCGACGAGGACAUGCGCGAAGGCGCCUGGGAAAUCGGACACCUGACUAAAGGACCCUACGCGAUUGAUUCUUGGAGAAUCUUCUGCAGAGACAAACUCAGGGGGGUAGCGAAGGGUUGGAAUGGCGAAGAAGCGGAGGACGAGGGGUUCCAGCCUGAAUGGAUGCGUGUGCUGCCGAAAGACAAGGAGUUGAGGGCUUUUCUGAGGUGGUGCUGGUUGAGGGAGGGAUGGGUGUGGGAUGCGGAGAGUGGGGAGAGGGAGGUUGCUGGGAAGGAGCUGGUUGAUGCGGUUAAUGAUGGGCGGGUGGUAUGGGAGUGGAAGGGGAAGGAUGGGAAGGGGGAUUGGAGGAUUUUGGGGAAAUAUGAGAAUGAUGCGAAGGAGGAGGGGGUGGAUAUAAAGGGAGAGGAUGGAUAG